Lepisosteus oculatus (spotted gar) is the source of this 2519-nucleotide messenger RNA. It is a transcript of the gene tvp23b, whose product is annotated as trans-golgi network vesicle protein 23 homolog B (S. cerevisiae). The record is from RefSeq and is a predicted model, not a curated record. NCBI's taxonomy places the organism in Eukaryota, Metazoa, Chordata, Actinopteri, Semionotiformes, Lepisosteidae. Gene Ontology annotation, biological process: protein secretion; vesicle-mediated transport. Gene Ontology annotation, cellular component: Golgi membrane.
CCAAGAUGGCUGCCAAGAGCUGCUGCUGCUGCUUAUCCUGCGACAUUGCGGGGUUGAUGCAAUAUUCUUGUUGAAUAAAAUAAUUAUUAUUUUUCCCAGUACUCAUAAUGAUUUCAUCCAGAUUUUUCUCUAAAUAGAAUACCACUAAACGUUUUUGUUCCCCCCCUCCCUUACAACAUUGGGGUCCUUCAGGCGCACUGAAGGCCGUUUUGUUUGGGUACACGUUUUCAGGAAGUCCCGUGCAUUAAAAUGAUGAGACAGGACUCUAACGAGGAUGAUGUGGCCCUUUUUGAUGCGGAGGAUGAAGUUUCCAGAAAAUCAAAGGUGGCAAAAAUCAGGCAUCCUCUGGCCUCGUUCUUCCACUUGUUUUUCCGUGUUGGUGCGAUCCUGGUGUACCUGCUGUGUGAGAUUCUGAGCAGCAGUUUCAUUGCCUGUAUGGUAACCAUCAUACUUCUCCUGUCUUGUGACUUCUGGACUGUCAAGAAUAUUACAGGAAGGCUGAUGGUGGGGCUGCGGUGGUGGAAUCAAGUGGACGAUGAUGGGAAGAGCCACUGGGUAUUCGAGUCACGAAAGGGCAAGAAACCUUCUUCAGAUGCAGAGUCACGCAUCUUCUGGCUGGCACUUAUUGUCUGUCCCAUCAUCUGGGUCAUCUUUGCUUUCAGCACACUCUUUUCAUUCAAAAUUAAAUGGCUGGCUGUAGUUAUCAUGGGGGUGGUUCUGCAGGGUGCCAACCUGUAUGGUUAUGUUAGGUGCAAAGUUGGAGGCAGAACGAACUUGAAGAGCAUGGCUACAAAUUACAUCGGGCGUCAGUUUUUUCGACAGGCCAUGACUAAAGAAGACGAAUCCUAGAGGGACGAUAUCAGGAGAUUAUCCAGGUGUAACAUCUGUAAAAUGGCUACAGCUCUAGAAGAAUGAACUUUGAAAGUUGACUGAAAGUUAAUCUGUUAAUCUAAACCUUGCAACAUAUUGUCGAAAGCCAUUAUUAAUUUUCCAUAGGUGACGCUAAAUGUAUGUCUUAUUUAAUAAUGGCACAGCAAUAACAGACAUAUCUGUAUGAGAGAUUCUGUGUGCUAUUUUGUUUUCCAAAAUUGUGCUUAUGUUUUUGCAGCUGAUACCAUGUAAUGGUGAUGGGAUUUUAGCAUCACUCCUAGAGCAAGCAGAAGCUUUUAAAGUGUUGCUGCUCAGACCCUUACCUCUCUGUGUAAACACUGUGUUUAGCACAUUUUGCAGUUGUCUGAAAGAGUUAUUUGCUAACCCUUUAAGGUUGUUCCGCAGGAAGCUGAAAAGGUUAGGAAAAAAGUGUGACAUCCAUUGCUUGCCUGUGAUAGUAUAAUCAAUGUCUGAAACAUUAAGGGCCCAAUUCCCAGUUUUGUUUUUUUCCUUUUAGGAGGUUAGUGCCUUCACUUCUGCACACACAUCCUGUUCAUCAGUAAAUUGCAAUUGUACCCUUUGAGGAGACGCGGUAGAAUGGUUUAUAAGACAGAAGGUUGUAUUGGCCUGCUUAAUUGUUUAAUUAUGUCCUUCUCAAAUUACCUAAUAAUGUGUAAAUUAUCAUUUGGGAAGCUUGGACCACUUGGGACCCGGGUUUCUGGACAGCUUGAGUGGUAAUCGUGGUUUUGUGGAUCACAUUUGAUUAAUUUUAAGACAGUGGAAUGAGCGAACUGAAAUCUGCUUCCAGGAUUGCUCAUGUGAGUGAUGACUCCAUGGAGUUAAAGGAGCUAACACAGUUCGCCUUGACCAUCUGCUGCUAAUGACAGAGGAGUAUUUAAAAAUGUAUCGCAUUAGUCUCCUGACUUUUUCCACAUUUGAUCAUUUAAGAGAAACAGUAUUGCAUAUAUUUUUUUUUACAUUGGAGGAUAAAAUUCUUUAUUAAAAAUAGGAUAAGGAUGACGAUAUGUAGGAUGGGCUUUAUAGUGGUUUUUGAAAUGGCUUUGAUUUUUUUUUCCAAGACGGAAAAGUGUAUACUAUCAGCUUUAUAGGGGUAAUUCUAAGCUUUUCCUUGUAAGAGUUUUCACCAUUAUGUUUCAGCAAGUUACAUCAGUCCAAUGGAGUAUAAUGAGGUAGAAUAAGAAUUUAUACUGAACUGAUUGAAUGAAAAUGAAUAGUGUUGAUAGUUCUAAUUUUCCUCUCAAUACAUACGUCCUGGUACUGUUUCUGUUGUUAAGAUGAACACCAGUCUUUUGUAAAUGGCUUGAAAGUUAAUCAUGAAUAGAGAUUUCCUCCCAAAAUUAGGGAUUUCUUUGGUUUAUCCACAGUAAUUACAAAUGAUUGAUAUAAACCUUAAGGAGGGUUGUUUUGUUUUAGUUUUAUUUAUUUGAUUGAAGGUUUUUACUGUUUCACAGGGGUUCAGUCUCUAAAGUGUUUUGCAGCUGCACUUGUAAUUUUCUUUACAAUAUUUCAGACGCAUUUAAGCAGUUGUAUUCAUUCUGUAUUACAGAUUGCUUACUGGGGGUAAAGACUUUGUAAAAUUCUUUAUAUAGAGAAGUAAAGCAUUUGUAAGUAUUUAUUUAAAAUUAAAA